CAUGGCGGCGGCCGGGGCGGCGGCGCUGCGCUGCUGCUGCUCCUGCUCGGGGCGGCCGCGGGCUGCGGGUACCAGUCGUGCCCCCCGACACGGCCGGACAUGCUGAACGUGCACCUGUCGUGCCCCCCGACACGGCCGGACAUGCUGAACGUGCCCCUGGUGCCGCACUCACACGAUGACGUGGGCUGGCUGAAGACGGUGGAUCAGUAUUACUAUGGGGUUCGGAACCAGGACCAGCACGCGGGUGUCCAGUACAUCCUGGACUCGGUGGUGGCCCAGCUGGCCGCUGUCCCCUCCCGUCGCUUCGUCUACGCCGAGGUGGCGUUCCUGGCGCGCUGGUGGCAGCAGCAGGACAAUGCCACACGGAGCCUGGUCACACAGCUGGUGCAGGAGGGACGGCUGGAGCUGGUCGGGGGGGGCUGGUGCAUGAACGACGAGGCCGCGGCGCAUUACGGGGGGGUCCUGGAGCAGCUGGCCCUGGGCCGGCGGUUCCUGCGCCGCCUCUUCGGGGACUGCGGCGCUCCCCGCGUGGCCUGGCAGAUCGACCCCUUCGGCCACUCCCGAAAGAUGGCCGCCAUCUUCGCACAGAUGGGGUACGACGGGCUGUUUUUGGGGCGCGUGGAUCACCAGGACAAGUGGCAGCGGCUGCAGCGCCGGGAGCUGGAGCUGCUCUGGAGGGGCAGCGAGAGCCUGGAGCCCCCCCGGGCUGACAUCUUCACUGGGAUCCUGCCCAACGUGUACAACCCCCCCGCGGGGCUGUGCUGGGACCAGCUCUGCAGUGACCCCCCCGUGGUGGACGGGGACGGCCCCGAGCGCAACGUGGACUCGGUGGUCACCUCCUUCCUGCAGGCGGCGGCCACGCAGGCCCAGCAGUACCGGACCAAUCACAUCCUGAUGACGAUGGGCUCCGACUUCCACUACGAGAACGCUCACCUGUGGUUCAAGAACCUGGACAAGCUGAUCGCCCACGCCAACGCCAGGCAAGCCGCCGGCAGCCGCGUCCACGCCCUGUACUCGACCCCCUCCUGUUACCCGGAGCUGAACCGAGCCAACCUCACCUGGCCGCUGAAGUCGGACGAUUUCCUGCCGUACUCGGACGGGCCCCACCAGUUCUGGAGCGGCUUCUUCAGCAGCCGCCCCGCGCUCAAGGGCUACGAGCGCCUCAGCAGCGGCUUCCUGCAGGUCUGCAGCCAGCUGGAAGCUCUGGCCGGGCCCUCGGUCCGGGACGGUCCCUUCGGCCCUGGGGACAGCUCUGUGCUCCGCGAGGCCGUGGCGGUGGCCCAGCACCACGACGCGGUGGCCGGCACCGAGCGGCAGCACGUGGCCAACGACUACGCCCGGCAGCUGGCCAAGGGCUGGGACCGCUGCCAGGUGCUGGUGGCCAACGCUCUGUCCCUGCUGGGGGACACCAAGGGUCCCUUCGUGUUCUGCAACGCCCUCAACGUCAGCGUGUGCCCCCUGAGCGAGAGCACCCAGCAGUUCUCGGUGCUCCUCUACAACCCCCUGGCCUGGGAGGUCACCUGGCCCGUGCGGCUCCCGGUCAGCGGCGCCUCCUACGCUGUCACCGACCCUGAGGGCCAGCCCGUGGCCAGCCAGGUGCUCCCGGUGUCAGGUGUUUGCUGUGUGUGA
This is a messenger RNA of Poecile atricapillus (Black-capped chickadee), 1629 nucleotides long. Its product is annotated as lysosomal alpha-mannosidase-like. The record is from RefSeq and is a predicted model, not a curated record. NCBI's taxonomy places the organism in Eukaryota, Metazoa, Chordata, Aves, Passeriformes, Paridae. Gene Ontology annotation, biological process: mannose metabolic process. Gene Ontology annotation, cellular component: lysosome. Gene Ontology annotation, molecular function: alpha-mannosidase activity; carbohydrate binding.